AUGUCGUCAUCUGCCCGCAUCUCCUCCGCCGUCUUCACCACCGCUGCUUGCACCUCGCCGUCACCGCGCGCUCCCCACCUCGCCCUCGCCACCGCCACGGCGCUCGUGAGGAAAGGGACGUUCCGCCCUGAGGAGGCACACGACCUGUUCGACGAAUUGCUGCGUCAAGCCACCCCAGUGCCCGGGCGCGAGCUGAACGUGUUCCUCGCCGCGCUCGCGCGGGCACCGGCCUCCGCCGCCUGCAGAGAUGGCCCUUACCUGGUCGUCGCACUCUUCAACCGCGCCUCUCGAGCUCACGGCCUGCGGGUGCUGUCCCCCACAGUCCACACCUAUGGCAUCCUCAUGGACUGCUGCACCCGCGCACACCGCCCGGAGCUAACGCUGGCCGUCUUCGGCCAGGUCCUCAAGACAGGCUUGGGCAUCAAUACCAUCAUCAUCAGCAACCUUCUGAAGGGCCUUUGUGAAGCAAAGCGGACAGACGAGGCUUUGGACAUCCUUCUCCACAGAAUGCCUGAGUUGGGUUGUGUGCCUGAUGUUUUCUCGUACUGCAUACUUCUGAAGAGCUUCUGCAACGAAGGAAAGAGUGUCCAGGCAGAUGAAAUGCUACGGAUGAUGGCUGGAAGGGGAGCUGUCUGCUCGCCCACCGUGGUCGCAUAUAAUACGGUCAUCAAUGGCUUCUUUAAGGAGGGCGAUGUUGCUAAAGCAUGUGAUCUAUUCAAUGAAAUGAUGCAGCGGGGCAUUUCACCUAAUCUAGUGACUUAUAACUCCGUCAUUCAUGCACUGUGUAAGGCAAGAGCAAUGGACAAGGCAGAGGCUGUCCUUCGACAAAUGGUUGAUAAAGGUGUUCUGCCAGAUAACAGGACAUAUAAUAACUUGAUCUAUGGAUAUUCCUCUAUGGGCCAGUGGAAGGAGGCAGUUAGGGUAUUUAAAGACAUGGCAAGUCAGGGCAUCUUACCAGAUGUAGUUACUUUCAACAUGUUAAUGGCUUCCCUUUGCAAAUAUGAAAAAAUCAAGGAUGCUAGAGAUGUUUUUGACUCAAUGGCAAUGAAGGGCCAAAAACCUGAUAUUUUCUCCUACCAAAUUAUGCUCAACGGGUACGCUACUAAAGGAUGCCUAGUUGAUAUGACAAAUCUAUUCAAUUCGAUGCUAGGAGACAGUAUUGCACCUGACAUCCAUAUUUUCAAUGUGCUGAUCAAGGCAUAUGCUAAUAGUGGAAUGCUAGAUAGGGCUAUGAUUAUCUUCAAUGAAAUGAGGGAGCAAGGAGUGAAACCUAAUGUUGUAACCUAUUCGACAGUGAUAGCUGCACUUUGCAGAAUUGGUAAGCUGGAUGAUGCUGUGGAAAAAUUUAAUCAGAUGAUUGAUCAAGGAGUAGCACCCAAUAUAUCUACUUACUAUUGCCUGAUUCAAGGUUUUUGUACUUAUGGUGGUUCGCUAAAAGCCAAGGAAUUGGUUUUGGAAAUGAUGAAUAAGGGUAUGCGUCCUGACAUUGUUUUCUUCAGUUCUAUAAUAAACAACCUUUGCAAACUGGGAAGGGUAAUGGACGCACAACAUAUAUUUGAUUUAACUGUAAAUAUUGGUCUGCAUCCUACUGUUAUGGUGUAUAGUACGCUGAUGGAUGGGUACUGUCUAGUUGGCAAGAUGGAUAAAGCAUUAAGAGUAUUUGAUGCUAUGGUGUCAGCUGGCAUUGAACCAAAUGUUGUAGUGUACGGUACACUUGUUAAUGGCUAUUGUAAAGUUGGAAGGAUCGAUGAAGGAUUGAGACUUUUCAGAGAAAUUUUGCAUAAGGGAAUGAAGCCUUCAACUAUUUUAUACAACAUCAUACUUGAUGGGUUAUUUCAGGCUGGGAGAAAAGUUUCUGCAUUGGAAAUGUUCCAUGAAAUGACUGAAAGUGGAAUCUCAGCGCACACAAAUACGUACACCAUAGUUCUUGAUGGACUUUUUAAAAACAGUUGUUCUGAUGAAGCAAUCUUGCUUUUCAAAGAACUACGUGCAAUGAAUGUAAAGAUUGAUAUCAAAACUCUUACUACCAUGAUAGCUGGAAUGUUUCAAACUAGGAGAGUUGAAGAAGCCAAGGAUUUGUUUGCUUCGAUCUCAGGAAAUGGACUGGUGCCUUCUGUUGUGACAUACAGUGUAAUGAUGACAAAUCUUAUAAAAGAAGGAUUGGUGGAAGAGGCAGACGAUAUGUUUUCAUCCAUGGAGAAUGCUGGUUGUGAUCCUGACUCUCGAUUGCUGAAUCAUGUGGUUAGGGAAUUACUAGAGAAACGUGAAAUAGUCAGGGCUGGAACUUACCUGUCCAAAAUUGAUGAGAGAAAUUUCUCACUUGAACAUUCAACCACAAUGUUGCUGAUCGAUCUCUUCUCAAGCAAAGGGACUUGUCGGGAACACAUAAGAUUUCUCCCUGCAAAGUAUCAUUUUCUUGGAGGGGCCAGCCUGUAUUGA
Molecule: messenger RNA, 2439 nt
Organism: Miscanthus lutarioriparius
Lineage: Eukaryota; Viridiplantae; Streptophyta; Magnoliopsida; Poales; Poaceae
Source: the annotation of a GenBank genome assembly